This is a messenger RNA of Vollenhovia emeryi, 2624 nucleotides long. RefSeq names its product HIV Tat-specific factor 1 homolog (gene barc). Gene Ontology annotation, molecular function: RNA binding. The transcript is spliced from 6 exons. The record is from RefSeq and is a predicted model, not a curated record. Gene Ontology annotation, cellular component: U2 snRNP; U2-type spliceosomal complex. Gene Ontology annotation, biological process: mRNA splicing, via spliceosome. Lineage: Eukaryota; Metazoa; Arthropoda; Insecta; Hymenoptera; Formicidae. The coding region runs from base 987 to 2357 and encodes 456 amino acids.
UUUGUAAAGUGACUUGUCGCUGUCACUGUAUCCAAAUGCCACUUUUUCGGUCUUUACAGUUUCCGAUUGUCACUGCCGAUUGUCACAGAGUUCGAUCGCCACUACGAACUGUUCGAUUACAUCGUUGCACUGAUACCCGCACAAAUCACCGAGUUCAACGAUCGCGCGAUGAUAGCGAUCGCGGUUUCGUCUCGCACUUGUCGCGUACACGUAUCAAGAAAGAAAAUAAUACGAUGUGCGAAGCGGCGCGGGCGUAACCGAACGAUUCGACUGUCGCCGCGUGAAUGGCCCUGCGUAGGCGCCCGUAAACACCUCGGCCGAAAGCCGAGCGCGGAUUCCAAGAAAUGACGUAGCGCCGUGAACACCUCGGUCGAAAACAAUCUAUUGUGUCGAAUCGUUCGGCGCGGCGAAUGUUCCGCGUGUUUUUGUUUUUUUCCGCGCUCGGUUCUCGGCCGAGGUGUUUACGUCGCCGUACGCAGGAUCAUUCACGCGGCGACAGUCGAACCGUUCGGUCGCGCCCGCGCCGCUUCGCGUAUCGUACUUUAGUCUUUCGUGACGCGCGUUCGCGACGAGUGCGGGAAGACACCGCGAUCGUUGAAUUCCCGCGAGUCGCGGUGCGAGUUUAUUUCGCGUAAGAAUGUGGCGGCGAUGCAUUCUGAAACGCGCGCGGCGGGCGGCCGGCAAUUUCAGAUCGUCGUGCUCGGCCAAAUCUUUACACGCUAGUGCCGCGUCCGACGCCGAGGCGGCGCCAGCGUCACGUGACACCUGCCGCGGCGUCGCGUCCCCGACGUAUAUAUCGCGCGUCGGUCACGUAGACUUAGCCAGUUGCUCCAUCAGUUGCUCGAUAAGAUUCUAAUUAUUUCGGACGUUGAUCGUCGCAAACUCGCGCGGAUCGCUCGCCAAUUGGUGCGACAAACGCCCUGGAGUUCGCCGGUGCGAGGAAUAUCGGUCCGUCGUUUGCCAGCUGAUCUAACGGGCCGCUGAGGAUGACCGACGCGCCGCCGUCGGGCGCAGAAAGCACGGAGGAGUCCGGGAAACAAGACGAUCCUAUGAAGAGCUACGAGUUCGACGGGGAAACGUACAUCUACACCGACAAGGCGACGAACGUUACCUACAGGUUCGACCAGGAGAGCAACAAAUGGGUCGUGAAGGAGGAGAGCAAGGUGAGCUCCGACAGUAAGGAGAGCCUUAAGCACGACAGGAAAGAGCGAGCCGAUGGGUCGGAGAAGGGAGAUGACUCUGGCCCGGAUGCUGGCGCGGCGGAGUCUUUCGGCUUCGAGAACGACACGCACACUUACACGGACCCGAACGACGGCAGCGUCUACUUCUGGGACCGAGAGAAGAGCGCCUGGUUUCCGAAAGUCGACGAGGAUUUCAUGGCCAAGUACCAGAUGAGCUACGGUUUUACGGACGAGAGCGCGCCGGGGUCGAAACCGCCGGAGCCGACGCAGCCGCCGCCCUCGCAGCAGGCCAAGGCGGACAAGGAGCAGAGGAGACUGGAGGCCAAGCGGAAAACUCAGGAGCCGCCGACCUGGUUCGAGGUCGACGAGGCGCACAACACCGCCAUUUACGUAUCCGGCCUACCUUUGGACAUCAGCAUGGAAGAGCUCACGCAACUCUUCGCCAAGUGUGGCCUCAUAGCGAGGGACGAGAGGGGAAAGGACAAGAUCAAGCUGUACAGAGACGGCAACGGGGAGCCGAAGGGGGAUGCCCUCUGCACCUACAUCAAGGUGGAGUCGGUGGAUCUGGCGCUGAAAAUCUUGGACGGCUCGCAAAUCCGGGGGAAAACACUGUCGGUCCAGAGGGCGAAGUUCCAAAUGAAGGGCGCGUACGAUCCCGCGUUGAAGCCGAAGCGGAAAAAAAAGGAUAAGGACCGGCAGAAGAAGAUGCACGAAAAAUUGUUCGACUGGCGACCGGAGCGCAUGCGGGGCGAACCGCAGAAAUGCGAGAGGGUCGUCAUCAUAAAGAACCUUUUCACACCGGAGGAUUUCGACAGGGAAGUCCAGCUGCUCUUGGAAUACCAGCAGGAUAUUCGCUCCGAGUGCCUAAAGUGUGGCGAUGUCAGGAAAGUUGUUAUCUAUGACAGACAUCCCGAAGGAGUAGCGCAAGUGACAUUCCGAGAGCCGGCAGAGGCGCAAGCUUGCAUUCAGCUUCUGAACGGCCGUUGGUUCAGUCAGAGAAAGAUCUCGGCAGAGAUCUGGGACGGCAAGACCAAGUACAAAAUUACAGAGACUGACGCGGAGAUUGAAGCGCGAUUGGAAAGAUGGGAUAACUACUUGGAGCAAAGGGACGAGGAAAAGGGAAAGAAGGAGAAAGAGGCGAAGGGCAGCAACGAGGAACAAAAGGCGUCGCAAUGAGAAUGCAACCUGCGAUCGAUAGAAUUGUAAUUAUAUUUUGAAGAGUCUAUUUUCUUCAUUUCUCCCAAAGUCCUCACCAUAUUGCAUUUGAAUGUUGAGCUCGUACCUUUUCUUUUGGGCGUUUUAAUGAGAAUCCGGAUGAUUAAUCGAUCCUGUCACAACGUGGUUGAGAUUAUAAGUGGCUCGCUAUUUUCAUGGUUGAACCGGCGCUACUGUUGUAGUAGUGAUAUAUUGUUAGUUGUUGCAACAAUAAAGCUGUCUCUCCGA